GAUUAGGUUCCGCUUGUAAACAAGGGGCUGCUAGAGUUGGGAAUGUGAAGAAAUUUAAAGCAAGUCAUGAUGUUAGGAAAACACAAUAUUGCAGCUCAAAGCUAAGUUCUAAGUCCCCACAGAAAGCAAGCCAAACAUCAAAACUUCGAAAAGAAACUUCUGCUACAUGUGAAAAAGAGGCGCACGAUACUAAUCUGCUCGGUGAAAAGAUCGAAACCUCACAGUCACAAGGAAGUGAUAGCGAGGAAGCCUCUUCCGAGGGGUUAACUACUAGCUCACCUGUAAGUACGACAGUGAGCACUUUAACCGAGCCAGAUCUAGAAAAGAUAGCUAUGGAGUAUCAUAUAGACACUAAUAGGUACCAUCUUUCUCUUCCUAAAUCAUCGGAGAGAGCAAACUCGAAUUUCUCAUGUAAACGCACAUUUUGUGUCUAUGCUGAUGCCUUUAAGGCCGGACUUCGUCUUCCUCUUCAUCCUCUAAUUUCGGAGAUCCUCAAUGUGUUCGGCAUUGCUCCUUCUCAGAUACAUCCAAACUCAUGGAGGGCACUGACUUGUUUUAUUUCCUUUUGUUAUUAUCGAAAAAUAACUCCUACGGUGAACAUCUUUCGUGCAAUCUACUGUCUCAAAGAGCACACUGGGGAGAACACGGGAUGGUGGUUCUUCAGUGCUCGGAUUGGGUUAAAGUUGUUCGAGGGAUUUCCGCGUUCCAUCAAGGGAUGGAGGAAAAGGUUUUUAAUAAUUAAAACAUCUGAGAGAGACAUCUUACGAGUUAACACGAAUUGGGGUCCUCCCAAAAGUGCUGCGAAUCAUUUUCCAACACUUUCGGCUAAGGAGGUCAAAUCAUUGGAUGAUCUCGUCGAUGCAGCGAGAAACAAUCCACCUGAAAUUGGAGUUUUGUUGUCAGAAGAGACCUUGAUUCAAGCUGGAAUCAGUUCAACCUCACUAAAAUCGAAGGGGUCUGAGGGUGGGAUGCAGCAGCAUCAUAGCUUGUCUCGAUCUGGGCUAGUAAAGGCCUUAAAGAGAAAAAGAGCUGCGACAGAGUCUGGAAAAAGCUAUUUUUCUGGUUUUCCUUGUCAAGAACCGAUCUUAAUAGAUGUCAAUCAGGAGGAUAUGCCCGAGACGAAGAGUUCAAAGGAAUCACUGCAACCUACAGAACAAUUAGGCUUAUUGCAGCCUGUUGAGCUAAAAAAUCAGCUGCAAGAGAUCACCCCUCCCAUGACCUCCGCUCCUCUAGAUAUUCCUCGUGAAGUCCUUCCCCAACAAGCCUCCCCGGAGUCUAAUGUCCGGCACAUUGCAGGAGCGUCAGCUGCCACAGUUAACUCAAUUUACUUUGAUACUGCCACAAAUGAACUUCCCCCUUCAAAUGCUGAAGUGAUGCGGACAGGAUCCGUUGAGUACACCAUGGAGCAAUCGGUUUUCACUCAUCCUGCUCUUGCAAGGGAGCUAAUCAGUCGAAUGGUUAUUCCCCACGACUGUAAUUCCGUGGUUCAGAAGGAUACUUUGGUCAUGGCUCAGGAGCUUAUGUGCCAAGCAAUGGAGAAUGCCACCUGGAAAAUUGGGGUGUCUCAAAAGUUGACGACGAUGCACAACAUGAUCAACGAGUUGAGGGAAGAAAAUAAUGCACUAAAAAGAGAGCUAGAAUCACAGAAGAUGGUAGCGGCUGAGUUCGAGUCGGCCAGAAAAACGACAGUGGAGCUUCAAAGUUUGACCGAGGAGCAGACUCAGAGGUUUGAGAAGGAGGUCAAAGGGCUCGAGAUCAGGCUAAAGAAGACUGAGGAAAGGGCUUGGACAUGGGAGGAUAAGUUCACUAAGCUCCAGAGGAGGCUGAAACAGGCCGAGGACCGGGCAGCAUCUGCCGAAAGGAAGGUCAUCCUGGCUGAAGGAAAAUUGUGCCAGUCUGUAACGACAAAGUCAAAGAUUGCCGAGGAGACACUGAAGAACUUCAAGUCUUCACAGGAAUUCCGGCGUGAAAUCGAGGAUUAUAACGCAGAAGCCUACAACAUGGGGUUAAACGGUGCCAUCGAGAAGAUCAAGAAGAAGUUUCCCGAUCUAGACCUGUCGAUGAUCGAUUUUUAUUCCGAGGAUUAAUGGGGAGCCUAUCUAGCUGCAGCAUAUUUUCCAGGUUAAAUCUUCGUAAACAUAAUCCUCUAGUCCUGAUCUGUAUGUAAAUGAAGAACUUUUCUAUGUCAUUGGAAGCCAUUAAUCCUAGUUCCAUACUCUAA
Molecule: messenger RNA, 2221 nt
Organism: Hibiscus syriacus
Lineage: Eukaryota; Viridiplantae; Streptophyta; Magnoliopsida; Malvales; Malvaceae
Exons: 4
Coding region: 333-2087 (584 amino acids)
Source: RefSeq, a predicted model, not a curated record